AUGGCAACAGGUAAACAAGAAGUUCAGCGACAGAGGAGAGACAUUUCCGUGAGGAGAAAAGAAGAAGCAGCGCAGGUGUUUUCAGAGGAGGCAAUGAGGAGUGCUGAGGAGGAGGACUUUGAAGAGAUUGGGAUGGAGGCCGCCCACCCCACUACUUCAAGCAGAAACCUUAGACCCUUUAAACAACAUCUCGCCGCCAGAAUCCCAGAGGCAGUGGACGACUUCCUGAGAAAUGUCCUCCAGCGAGUGGGCCUGUGCCGGACUAUAAGCAGCUUCGAGGUGGAGUGGUACGGCUCAGCGCAGAAACUCAUGACCCAGACCCUUAGCAUGGCGGCCUUAGGGGUCCUGUUCGUUCCUGAUGCGCUCACACACAGGCAGCUGAUCCAGAGACAGCUGGACACUGUGCGCAGAGACACAGACCGGCUCAGACAGGAAGUGCUGCAUGCAGGGGAGCGCCUGCAGAGGAUGCAGAGGGAGAGGGACUUCUACCGGCUGCAGUACCAACGUGUCGCCGAAGACAAAAACGGGCUGAUGGAGGACCUCCACCAGCUGAAGAAACACCUGCAGUCCUACAGGCCGGCCCUGAGGCGGCUGGAGGACACAGUUCAGGAGGCUCUCGGAAAGAAAAUGCUCCUCAGUUUAAAAAAAGAUAGAAUUCUAAACACCACAGCACUAAAUCAGGAGAAACCCCAGAUCAAGAGAGAGAGGAGAAGAAAAAGUGUCGGCAGCGCUGAUCACACCGAGGCCCCUCACUCAAAGGACACCGAGGCCCCCCACUCAGAGGACACCGAGGCCCCCCACUCAAAGGUGAUCGAGGCCCACCACUCAGAGGACACCGAGGUUCCAACCUGCAGCAGGGGGCUAGAAACUGAUCAUAAAACCCCUGCUCCUCUCAGCCUGUCCUACUCCAUCAGAGCCCACAAGCUUCCAAUCAGCUGCAUCCACCUCCAUCCACGAAAACUGAUCCUCGCCUCCGCCAGUGAUGACUGCAGCUGGAGGCUAUGGCUGCUUCAAGCCCACGAGGAGAAGGUGGGUCAGAUGGUACUGACAGGUGAGGGUCACUCUGAUUGGUUGUCCGGAUGCAGCUUCCACCCUGAUGGAGGGAAAUUAGCAACAAGCAGUGGAGACUGUACGCUGCGGCUCUGGGACUUCUCUCAGGGGGGCUGUGUGUUGACACUGAGCCACAGCCGGCCCACAUGGGGGUGCUGCUUCCACUCCUGCGGUCACUUCCUGGCUUCUUGCUGUGCUGACAGGACAGCCCGGCUGUGGGACCUGAGCAGCCAGCGCUGCACCCUCACCCUGCGCCGCCACACUGCCUCCGUCAACAGCGUCUGCUUCCUGCCCUUUUCCGACCUCCUCCUCACCUGCUCCGCUGACAAAACCCUGGCCCUGUGGGACGCCAGGCUGGGGGUCUGCACCGCCAGCUUCCAGGGACACCAGUACCCCUGCAACGACUCCACCUGCAGCAUGGCGGGCAACACCGUGGCCUCCUGUGACUCCGGUGGCUUCAUCAAUUUGUGGGACAUCAGGAAGUCUGCAGUGGCGAGGGCCACAGUAGAUGCCGGGCCCCUGGCUGCCAACCAGGUGGCAUUCAGCCCGUCAGGGAGGACGCUGGCUGUGGCCUGCUCCAAUGGUCUGGUCAGGGUCAUGGAAGUGGACUCUCUCGCGUCCAGCAGCCUGUUGGGGCACCGGGAUAGCGUGCAGAGCGUGACCUUCGACCACAGUGGGGGGACAGUGCUGUCAGCAGGGACUGAUGGAUUCAUUAAUGUCUGGGCCUAA
Messenger RNA from Eleginops maclovinus (Patagonian blennie), 1779 nucleotides. Its product is annotated as sperm-associated antigen 16 protein. Bases 1 to 1779 code for a protein of 592 amino acids. Gene Ontology annotation, cellular component: axonemal central apparatus. The transcript has 3 exons. The record is from RefSeq and is a predicted model, not a curated record. Gene Ontology annotation, molecular function: protein binding. Gene Ontology annotation, biological process: axoneme assembly. Lineage: Eukaryota; Metazoa; Chordata; Actinopteri; Perciformes; Eleginopidae.